This is a messenger RNA of Indicator indicator, 3202 nucleotides long. RefSeq names its product TEK receptor tyrosine kinase (gene TEK). NCBI's taxonomy places the organism in Eukaryota, Metazoa, Chordata, Aves, Piciformes, Indicatoridae. Bases 1 to 2454 code for a protein of 817 amino acids. Gene Ontology annotation, biological process: positive regulation of MAPK cascade; positive regulation of endothelial cell migration; multicellular organism development. The transcript is spliced from 17 exons. The record is from RefSeq and is a predicted model, not a curated record. Gene Ontology annotation, cellular component: plasma membrane; signaling receptor complex. Gene Ontology annotation, molecular function: protein binding; ATP binding; transmembrane receptor protein tyrosine kinase activity.
AUGGACCCUUUAGCACAUCUGGUUCUCUAUGGAUUCAGCCUGAUGAUUUCAGGUAAAGUGGAAGCAGCACUGGACCUCAUAUUGAUCAAUUCAUUCCCUCUGGUGGGCAACUCUGAGACAUCACUUAUCUGUAUCACUUCCAAGUGGCGCUCCCGAGAGUCUAUCACAAUAGACCGAGACCAGGAAGAUGUGACGAAUCAGCACCGGGAACCACUGGAAGUUAAUGAAGAUUCAAAGAGAGCAACAGCCAAAACAGUGGUGUGGAAGAGGGAACAGGCCAGUGAAACUAUUGGAGCAUAUUACUGUGAAGGGAAACUGAAGGAUGAGGUGACAAGAAUACACACCAUGAAGAUGCCUCUGGGAGCCUCAUUCCACCCGGUGGCAUUAACUGUUACAGCAAAUAAGGGAGAGCAUGUGAAUAUUUCCUUCAUCAGAAUGGCAGCAAAAGAGGAAGAUGCAGUGAUCUACAAAAAUGGUUCCUUCAUCCACUCUGUGCCCAGGCAUGAAGUGCCAGGAGAGCUGGAAGUCUCCUAUCCUCAAGUUCAACCACAAGAUGCAGGGGUUUACUCUGCCAGAUAUAUAGGAGGAAACCUCUUUACUUCUGCUUACACAAGGCUUAUUGUAAGACGAUGUGAAGCUCAGAAAUGGGGCCCUUCCUGUAGCUCCCACUGCCCUUCCUGCACGAACAAUGGCAUUUGUCAUGAAGAUACAGGAGAAUGCAUCUGUCCUCCAGGUUUUAUGGGAAAAACAUGUGAGAAAGCUUGUGGAGCCAACACAUUUGGCAAAACAUGUGAAGAAAGCUGUAAAGAAAACUAUGGCUGCAGAAACUAUAUGUUCUGUCUACCAGAUCCCUAUGGUUGUUCCUGUGCUACAGGAUGGAUGGGAUUGGAAUGUGACAAAGAAUGCAAACCUGGUUUUUAUGGGUCAGACUGCAAACUCAAGUGUAAUUGUCACAAUCGAGGGACAUGCGACAGAUUUAAAGGCUGCAUCUGCUCCGUUGGAUGGCAUGGUCUCCAAUGUGAAAAAGAAGGUUCAGCAAACCUUUCUCCUCAGAUAGAAAAUCUACUUGAUCCUGUAGAACUUAACUCUGGUGUUGAGUUCAAGCCUUUUUGUAUAGCAACUGGGAUUCCACUUCCUAAAUCUGAAGAAUUUAAACUUUUGAAGCAAGAUGGAACUGUUCUAAGGUCUCUGGCUCCGCACAUAUCAACAACGGACAAAGCUACUCUCUAUGAUCCAGGUUUGCUCUCCUCACUACCACUUCUCACGCAAGUCUACGCCAUUCCGUCGUUCCAUUGUGUAGCCAUUGACCGACAGCUCCUCAUGACCAUGUCACACAAGACGACACCCGCCGAGCUAUACGAAACGUUCACUCUCUCACGAGCCUCACAAGUCUGGGGACACCAAAACACUCAUGUAAAAGGCACAACUAAAAGACUUGACAAUCUGGAACCAAAAACAGAAUAUCAGUUCUGUGUCCAGCUGAGUCGGCAAGGGGAAGGUGGGGAAGGCCAUCCUGGGCCACAGGCUAGCUUCACAACAGCUGCACUUGGUCUUCCUCCACCAGAAGGUCUCACUCUCUUUCCAAAAAGUAUGACAUCACUGAAUUUGUCCUGGCAUCCUUUAACACUGAGGACAGAGGAUGACAUUCGUGUUGAAGUGGAAAGGAAAAGUGUGAAUGACAACGGAGAGAGCAGUGUUAUCACUCAAGUGCCAGGAAAUAUGUCCACCCUGAUCAUUAAAGAUCUUGAGCCUAGACAGCAAUACAUGUGCAGGGUACGGGUGAACACCAGGUCCCAAGGAGAAUGGAGCAACUAUCUCUAUGCAUGGACUUUCAGUGACAGACAUCCAGACGCGACGACUGUCAAUCCUCACAUCACCCAUCACGGUAAAUGGCAGUCUCACACUAUGGCGAGCGUACGCAGGCCACCCACCCUACCCGAUCUUUGUCCCUAUGAUCUCGAAAGUCCUCCCUACUCUCUCGGGAUAGGCAAUGACCCAGAGACUGAGGUUGCAUCCGCGAGCGCCUCCGUCUCAGACUUCAACACUCAGGGACUCAUACACAUCCGGCAAGGACGGCUUCCAGUGCGAUGGAUGGCAAUAGAAUCUCUGAAUUACAGCGUUUACACCACCAACAGUGAUGUAUGGUCGUAUGGUGUCUUGUUAUGGGAAAUUGUUAGUUUAGGUGGAACACCAUAUUGUGGAAUGACAUGUGCAGAACUCUAUGAGAAACUGCCUCAAGGGUACAGACUAGAAAAGCCUCUCAACUGUGAUGAUGAAGUGUAUGACCUAAUGAGACAGUGCUGGAGAGAGAAACCAUACGAAAGACCAUCAUUUGCUCAGAUACUGGUGUCACUGAACAGGAUGCUAGAAGAAAGGAAGACCUAUGUGAACACAACCCUCUAUGAGAAGUUUACUUAUGCAGGCAUUGAUUGCUCCGCUGAAGAAGCUGCUUGAGACAGGAGAAAUCCUCAUUCAUCAGUGGUGUGCUGGAGAAAACCCAAACUCAGUCUGGUGGAGCCAAAGCUGUGAUGUGCUGUGUAGAACUGGGGAUAGCUCUAACUGUGUAUAAUACAGUGAUACUGUUUUACUACAGAGAGGAGUGUGUAUCACACAGUAACUUCUGCCUCCACAGGCUGGGCCAAUGUACAUACUGUUCAGUGCAGGAAAAGACACAAGUCAUGAAAUCUGCUGUUUCAUACGCAGGGCUUUCUUUUUCUUUGUUCCUAGUUAUGUAGAUAUGUUGUAUACACACAUAUAGUAAUGCCUUAGGUGUCUCCAUCUUAGAUAUUUUUGAUACUUUCCAAGAGCUACUGAUAACAGAGUGAGUGUCUAAUAGCAGUAGUUCAUAGACGUGUUAUUGUGAAUCAAACAAAAAUGCUAAGCUCACUGUAAUGAGGAGUACUGCAAGCAGAAAUCAAUCCAGUACACUUAUCAAGCAGAACUAUUAAGACUGUCAAAGUGAGUUAUAGAAAUGAUCUGUUAAAAAAUUCUGUUGGCACUUGUAAGAUACAAGGCAUGCUAUUGCUCUUUCACUGUGCAGUUUAACGGUCAGUGUUUGCCUAUAUGCAAAAAUACAGAUGUUUUGAAGUGUUUAAUGCUAUGAGAGGAAGAAAUUACCAUGAAGCACAGGACUGAGGAGCACACAACCUGUUGUAAAUCACACUUCUACAAUUAGCUUGAAUAUACAAGAGGCUUAUUGAGU